CUUGACAAAGUCCUCGCAUUUAUAUACAUCGGACCUUGCAACUCUAUGGGUAAAGAAUUUGCCAGAACACCAUUUUUAGUAAGGCGUAACAAGGUUGCUGAAGCGUUAGAGUGGUUAAAGCUAAACCACAAAGAUUACAUGGACUUGAACAUCUCCUAUGAGAAUCUCAACACCUACUCAGAGAAUGUUCCUCCUGUGAUCAUAGACUAUCAUGAUGGAUAUAUGAACAAGGCUCCAGAAGCUACUGUGAUAAAUGAUGUGGAUCCGGAUGAAGGUAUCAUGAAAGGUCCCUGUCCAUUCAUCAUUCACGGUCUCAUCAGGGAUGCCUACGUUAACCUCUUAGCAGAUGAUUAUUAA
Molecule: messenger RNA, 357 nt
Organism: Laetiporus sulphureus 93-53
Lineage: Eukaryota; Fungi; Basidiomycota; Agaricomycetes; Polyporales; Laetiporaceae
Exons: 1
Source: RefSeq, a predicted model, not a curated record